Tricharina praecox is the source of this 711-nucleotide messenger RNA. RefSeq lists its product as uncharacterized. The record is from RefSeq and is a predicted model, not a curated record. Bases 1 to 711 code for a protein of 236 amino acids. The transcript has 2 exons. NCBI's taxonomy places the organism in Eukaryota, Fungi, Ascomycota, Pezizomycetes, Pezizales, Pyronemataceae.
AUGCCUGUUGAGAAGGUGUAUCCGGAGAGGAUCCUGAUCCCGCGUGAUCAGGACGGAAACCUGCCUGACCGUGCGAUGGUCCCCUACUUCAACAUCCAGUUUCCCGACAAUUACCCCGGCAACGGACUUGAGUACAGGCCGUACUUCGACACCAAUCUUGGUAGGCUCUACUACACACCGAGAUCCACCUACCCCACCACGGCAGUUGCCCUGGUCCCGCAGGCUCCUCUGUCCCCCUACGGACUCGGCGAGCUCCACUAUUGGCCCCUGGAAGCCGAUGGUCGUCCCGCCUUCCCUGCCCCGAUCCCGGCCGCCGCCUUCGGCCACUACCAUGCCGCCGGCCCCGAGCACCGUCCGGCCCCUCGGCCGUAUCCGGUUGGCAUCAUCGCCGCACCUCCGCCUCUGCAGCCGCAGCCGCAGCCGCCGCAGCAGCCGGCUCCAGUCCGUCGAUCCGCUCCUCCCCGUCCCGUCGCCAUCGUCGCCAGACGCCCGCCCGCCACCUACCCGGGUGUUCGCUGGGUGACGCAUUGUCCUGAGCCUGGAACUCCCGCGCCCCCUCGGCCCGCGCCCCAGCCCGAGGUCCCCGCCCAUCUCGCCUGGGAGGACAUGAUGCAGCGUCGGCAGAUCGCCAACGACGCCGAGGAGGACUACCGCCGCCUACGCCACCUGGCUGUCGAGAGCUGGGCCGAAAACCGCUAUGGGAACCAGUAG